Messenger RNA from Camellia sinensis, 1162 nucleotides. RefSeq names its product peroxiredoxin Q, chloroplastic. Gene Ontology annotation, cellular component: cytoplasm; chloroplast thylakoid membrane. The record is from RefSeq and is a predicted model, not a curated record. Gene Ontology annotation, molecular function: thioredoxin peroxidase activity. NCBI's taxonomy places the organism in Eukaryota, Viridiplantae, Streptophyta, Magnoliopsida, Ericales, Theaceae. Gene Ontology annotation, biological process: cell redox homeostasis; cellular response to oxidative stress.
AAAACACAAUUUUCACCAUCCUCACUUAUCUGUGAUUAAUCCAGAAAGGAAAGAACAAAAAACAAAAACAAAAACAAAAAUACAUAAUGAGGUCCCAACUUUGGGGUCUGUAGCAUUGUUAUUAUGUGAAAAACAAACAGAACAAACAAAUUAAGAGCAUGGUUUCUCUGAGGAGAUUAAAAAGAAAGUAACUCUGCAACUGCGUGAACCCAUCCUUCAUUUUCUCCAAAAGCCUCACACCUUCUAUCCCUAUACACUUCACUGCUGCUGCUAAUGGCUUCCCUCUCCCUCCCAAACCACUCUCUUCCUUCUCUACUUCCAUCCCAAUCUCCUAAAACCCCAUCAUCAUUAUCACCUCUCUACCCCUCCAUUCUCCCCAAAUCAUCAUCACAUUCUCAAUUCUAUGGUCACAAACUCUCCUAUGCCUCCUCUCUAUCAUUCCCAUCUUCUGCUUCUUCACUCAAGACUUCCAUUUUUGCCAAGGUAAACAAAGGUGGGGUGCCUCCAAACUUUUCACUGAAAGAUCAAGAUGGAAGGAAUGUGAGUCUCUCCAAAUUCAAAGGAAAACCUGUGGUUGUCUACUUCUACCCUGCUGAUGAAACUCCUGGUUGCACCAAACAGGCGUGUGCUUUCAGGGACUCUUAUGAAAAGUUCAAGAAAGCAGGAGCUGAGGUUAUUGGAAUCAGUGGUGACGACCCCUCAUCGCACAAGGCUUUUGCGAAGAAAUACAGACUUCCGUUCACAUUGCUCUGCGAUGAGGGUAACAAGAUCAGAAAAGAGUGGGGCGUACCAUCGGAUCUGUUUGGAACAUUGCCCGGAAGACAGACCUACGUUCUUGACAAGAAUGGGGUGGUUCAACUUGUCUACAACAACCAGUUCCAACCCGAAAAGCACAUCGAUGAAACCUUGAAGUUACUUCAAAGUCUUUAAACCUUUCUUAAUUUGAACUUGUCUUACUUCCUCCUCCCCCCUUCACUCUCUUUCUCUGCGAGUUAUUCUUAUUUUCUUGAAUUUAGAUAAUCGAUUUCUUGAUUUCUCUUAUGAGUUUGGGCCUUGUGAGUCGUGUAUAUGUUAUGUGCAACCAUUGCAGUUAUUAGUUGAAUCAGGGCCUUUCCCUUACAAAAUUCAUGAAAAGGGGAUGAUUCUGCUCUAUGCCACCUGA